Beta vulgaris subsp. vulgaris (sugar beet) is the source of this 572-nucleotide messenger RNA. RefSeq lists its product as hypothetical. Lineage: Eukaryota; Viridiplantae; Streptophyta; Magnoliopsida; Caryophyllales; Amaranthaceae. The transcript has a single exon. The record is from RefSeq and is a predicted model, not a curated record. Bases 226 to 399 code for a protein of 57 amino acids.
UCAAUUGAAAAUAAAAUUUUCUACCAUCAAAUUCUGAAAGGAGUCUUUGUCUAGUCUCUUGGCAGAGGAAUCACCAACUAAUCUCCCCCAGACAAGCAAGAACAGCAAAAGAGAGAUCUUGUAGAGACCAAGAAACUUUCAAAACUAAUACCUAAUUACUCCACUAACUACAACGAUCUUUCUGAAAUCCAAUAUCCCUCUUUUGAAAACCCUAAACAAAAAUUCAUGGCUGGGAUAAUAAAAUCAAGCUUCUCACUAAUUCUGGGAACAGUAUUUGGUGUGUACAUCGCGCAAAACUACAACGUUCCUAACAUCAGGAAGCUCGCUGAUAAUGGUAUGGCUACCUUCAAACACCUUGAAGAAACUUAUCGGAAGCCCAAGAAACGUGGGGAAGAUUAGCUUUUAAUUUUUGAGGUUUUUCCUUCAAUAUUUCAUCAAGAUCGUAUCUCCAAGCUACUACCAACAUUUUUUUUGUGUGUGUUUUACUGUGGUAUACAAGGGAUCAUGUCUAAAGAUUCUGACUUUUAUUCAUUCGGCUAUUAAUAAUAUGAUUGAUGUUAAUUUUGGUAUAA